Molecule: messenger RNA, 4602 nt
Organism: Symbiodinium sp. CCMP2592
Lineage: Eukaryota; Dinophyceae; Suessiales; Symbiodiniaceae
Source: the annotation of a GenBank genome assembly
AUGCAGCAGACAGUGCGCGCUAGCGCUACACAUUGUCAUGAUUGUGGCCCUGGCAUACUGGCGCAGAAGACCCAUGCCCCAACCGGCCUGCGAUACUGCAAACGAUGCUACACCCUCCUGACAAAUCCGACUUGCCUUUUGUGCAAUGAGCCUGUCCAUUCAUCCACCCAGACGCUGGCGCCUGUUGUGUGUGCGGAGACAACCUGCUCACGCAUUGUCCUUCUCUGCCAGUCUUGUGUAGCCUUGUCAACAGACCUGCCCUGUCAUCUGUGUGCAGCACGACUCUAUACAGGGAAAUGCUGCCGCUGCAAACUCUCUCUGCCGCCUGUGGACGCAGCCUUGCGGGUCUGCCGCUCAUGCACCAAUGCUGCGCUUAGCAGUGUCCACUGCCAGUUCUGCGCGUCUUCUCUCGCGUCUUCCUUCCAGCCUUCGCCCUGUGAGUGCAGCACCUGCGCCGAGGCCGACAAAGCACUCGAGAGCUACACUUGCAAUAGCUGCCACGCAGUCGUUGAUGCUUACUUCUCCCCUGCUUGUGUGUGGCGUGAGAAACCCUCCUGGUACCGCAAGGGACGUUGCCUCCGCUGCCGGAACAAGGCCUCGUCCGUUUCUGCGUACUACUGCAUCAACUGCUUCCGUACGGCCACACCCGAUGGACGUACCCGGCAACUACGCAUAGAAGCAGCCCUGAUCCUUGAGAAGACUGCUGGUUGUGCCUCUCUUCCUACCAAGGCCCCGGCCAUCCAACACCUACUGCGAUGGCCGAGUUCCGCGACUCUAGAGAUGCCAGACUACAAGCCGCGAGUCGAGCUCCUCUCCGGCAACCACUGUCGGCUCUGCUUUUCGUGCUUCCCUACCGAGGCAUGCCCAACCGCAUUGCACGAGCACUUGCAGAGUGCCCACGGUCUAUCACCAAAACAAUACCGGAAGCAGGUUCUGGACGAGGCAGCUCGGGGGCUGCGGCCUGUUCCUGCGCAACGGCUUCGCGCUCGCUUGGCAGCGUACCAGCAAGUGGUCAGCGGUGGCCGUGCUAACUGGACCGUCUGUGCUUCUUGUGCCCGAGCUAAGCCUCUUUGCAAGACCUCAAGGAUUACGCUCGGAUUACCAAAAACGUGCCCGGCAUGGUUGAAGUGGUCGGACUCCGCUUGGGAACGGCAUGGUGCAAAUUGGUUCCAGGCGCUCGAUUGUCUCUUCGACACUGCCACGUACUUCCACAAAUAUUUUGCCGGGCCGGACCGACUCACCACGGCUCAGGAAGAAGUCGAUGCUGCCCUGGCCGCGUAUGGCCUCGAAUCGUUUGAGUACAAACAUGCCUGCAAGUGGCUGCAGCGUGUCCAACUCUGGGCCAAAAACGUGCAGCGUGCGUUGGACGCGGAUGCUGUGCCAGCUCCGCACAGAUUCGGUAACGUGCAUGUGUUCCCACAGCGAGGUGGAGAAAUUUCCCGGGCACUCGGUGACCUCCGCAACGCCCUCAACUGGUAUUGCAGUCAUAAUUGGGAGUGGCUCGUCGCCACCCGUGCCGAUGGCGAGGACGCUGCCAGCUCAGCGGUGAUCGACGGACAAGUUGAAGAUGCUACGCCCUUGGGACUGUGGACGGCUGCCAUGAAGAAGUACAACGUCUUGCUCGCAUGCGAAGAGGCCCUCGCAGCGGGCGCGAAAACUCCUCCCCUCCAGCAAGCUCGGAACAAAGCUCUCUGGGAGGCUGUCAAAGCACUGCAACGCCUUGCAAGUGACGAGGUCCGGAUGCAACUCGACGACUUCGAGCGCUCACGGCAAAGCCAGACACUGACUUUGUGCCUGCCAACCGAAACUACCCUCCUUGACGACCGACAACCUGAAUUUUGGUCGCAUUGCUUUUGCGAUCUCUUCUACCGUGCUGACUGCUGGGAACGACCUGCUGUUGCCAAGCAAAGACUACAUGGCCGUAAAUGGCUGCGUUGCCUCAUGAAGCGCGUGGACUUCGUGGGCUUGAGAAUGGUUUUCGUGCAAGACACUCUCAACACGCUCUCCACGGCCGAUUUUGUCGCUGCUGCGCAGAGCGCCCAAUGCAAUGUGCGCAGCAUGGCUGCGGCUCUCCAAAGUAAAGCCUUCUGCUCCAGUGGCCUGCAUACACUUUUUCGGGAGAUGACGAUCGUUCUACAGGACGUGGAUGGUACAGAAGCGCAGCGUGGAAGCUGGCUAUACAAAAUGCGCGCACUUCGGGUUUGGCACGGCUGCAGCUUCUUGUUUUUCACGCUCAACCCUAGCGACCACAAGAACCCGCUCUUCAUGUCCUUCUUGGCUGUGCAGGACAAAUCCCUGACCCGUGUUGACCUCGGCAGUUCCGAUGACGCGCAACAAGACUUUGUAUCCCGGCAUGCCAGCCAAGAUGCCUUCUUCUUCCGGACGCUGGCUGCAAAAUAUCCACGUGCUGCCAUGCGAUGCAUUCGUUUUGUGAUGGAGCGCACUAUCGACACACUCAUGUACUGCGCUGCGCCCGCCAACAAGAAACCUACGGUGCAGCAUGUGGACCUCGUGGCAGCUAAAACCGAGCCAGGCGUGUGGCAGCACGUUUCAGCAUACUUUGGGGUUGUCGAGACAACCAAAAGUAUGCGGGAGCACCUGCACGUGCUGGUGCACUUGCUCGGGUUCUCUCAUCCUUCCGAACUGCUACGAGGCAACUUUCGCAGCAACUUCCGCAGUGUCUGGCGCUACAUCGCCAGCGUGUGCUUUCAUUCUGAAGAAGCCUUCGCACGCUACUGCGGCACUGACGCCGGCCUCGAAGCUCUCCGUCGGCAGCCUCUUCUACCAGUCACCCACAAGCAAGCGGCACUGCUCGGACCACGCGCAGCCGAGGCCGUUCAUGCACAGAAGACUGCACGCGGUGUUGCGUUGGAGUCAGUAAAUGCCUCCGACAUCCCGGAUGGCCCUCACGAGACAUGGCGCCCGUGGCCCGGGAGCUACUACGCGGACCUCCGGGUCUCACCGGAGCAGUGGGCGCGCCAAGCCGCGUGCCAUGCCAAUGCCGCUGCAAUUCUCUUUGGAAACCAUGUUUGCCUCCCUCAUGUCUGCUACAAACGGAAGUCGAAGCGAAAAGCAUUCUGCAGGAUGCUUUACUGGCAUUGGAAACUGAGCACAAACUCUGAAGGCCGUGUGACAGCUACGCGCGUGCAUGGCCUGCCUUUGCAGCCUCCGCUGGAUGUAGAUGCCUGCCCCGUGCAAACCAUGCAGCCGCACCAAGGUCCGUCCUGCAAUCAUGACCUCAGCGUCCUCUUCCGCUUCGGCUCGACUGCCUUGCCUUCGGAAGAUGACUGCGAUGAUUCUACUCAGAGCCAAGUCUUGUUGGAUGACAUGCUCCAGACAAUCACCGACCACGAGUACUACACUGGAGGAUAUCUUGUCAAGGGCAACGACGCAGCGCAGGACCUCCUACACUGUCUGCAUGAUGCCAAGCAACAGCACGAGCGCCACAGCGCGGCCUCGGAUGUUGCGAGUGUCGACAAUGCCAAGACGCUCUUCCGCAGGCUAAUCCUCGCCCUCAAUAAACGCUACCGCGUGGGCUUCCAGACGGUGUAUGCUUACCUCUUUGGUAAGCCUGCGUACUAUACCUCCCACACAUUUGUGCCCUUGUCUCUGACGGCCGUGCUGGCACGUUGUGAGGCCGCAAUUGCAAAGGGAUUCCGUGAGCCUUGGCCCAAAAAUGCACAGGCUGACAACCCUUCCGAGUGCGCCGUGGAACCCCCCUGCAGCAGAGCACCUACAUACACAGCCUAUGACUACCAAUGGCGCCCAAGUGCAUUAGCAGACUUCCCAUGGUAUUUCUUUGCGGCUGGAACUGAUGUAUCCGCGGCAGCCGGACUUCACGCACUCCCCUGGCCGGUUCUGCACGAUGCGCAGGGCCGCGCGCGGCACCAUCCUGCAUACGAGCGGCGACUACAGGACCACCGCUUUGUGGUGCGCAGUUCUACAGUUCGCACGCUUGGAGGUGAGCUGGAACCACUCUUGGAUGACGCUGGACAGGUCCUUCGCUGGUACGAUCACUACCGUACUCUACGUACUCACAAGGCGGUGCAGGACUGGAGCGGUGUGUCCGCUUUUGCGGCGGCAACUUCCGAGGACGUCUGGAUGGCCUUGGACCACGAGUACCGUCGCUGGCGCCAGGAACUGCAACAAGCUUCGGAGGCAUUGAGAGGCGGGGCAGCGCCCCUCUUCAACACUGCAUCCUGGUGGACACUUAUGGUGUGGGAUAAGCUACGUAACUUCGAGCUUACCUGCCUGCGCAAGACCUACAAAGACACGAACCAGCCGCGAGAUGACACUGGCCAGCGAAUCCAAGAGGACGAGGACACGGACAACUCUGAACACGACUCCCAAUGCGAUCGGGCGAGCUCUGGAUCGCGCCAAGGCGAGGAUGGUCCCGAGGGCGCCCCAGACAAUGUCCCCAACGCUCCGGUUUUCGCGCCCACUUCGGAAGAGGCCCGCAAGUGCGGUGACGUUGCAGCAACACGCCAAUCGCACCUGGUAUAUGCCGAACCUGCUCUGGGAAAGCGCGGACUUGAGAAGCUCUAUGCGCAGAACUUCCUCGACUGCAAUGGCUUCUGCAGCAUUCUGAUCUCGGGUGCUUAG